Messenger RNA from Miscanthus lutarioriparius, 474 nucleotides. NCBI's taxonomy places the organism in Eukaryota, Viridiplantae, Streptophyta, Magnoliopsida, Poales, Poaceae. The record is from the annotation of a GenBank genome assembly.
AUGGGCGUCGAACCGGCGCAGCCGAACCCCGCCGCGGCCGCGGCCGCGGCCACGGCCACCACCGCUGAGCAGGCUCAGGAUCUCAUCGACGCCGCUAGGUACGAUGACUUGGAGGACGUCGUCGCUCUGUUCUCCGCUGGUGUCUCGCUGGACUCCACAGAUUCGCAAGGCCGCACAGCUCUUCAUAUGGCUUCUGCCAAUGGUCAUCUUGCUGUGGUGGAAUACUUGAUUCAAAAUGGAGCGAAUGUUAACGCCACCAACUUGGAGAAGAACACACCCCUCCACUGGGCAUGCCUUAACGGACAUAUAGAGGUAAUCAAGGCUUUGAUAUCAGCUGGGGCUAGCGUGAGUGCUCUGAACAGCCAUGAGAAAACGCCUAUGGACGAAGCGGUGACCAAAGGCAAGAUGGAUGUGAUCGAUGCAAUCGGUGCAGCAGUAGCUCAAGCCGAGCUCGAUGGCGUUACUGUCUCCUAA